This is a messenger RNA of Sorex araneus (European shrew), 3677 nucleotides long. It is a transcript of the gene MEPCE, whose product is annotated as methylphosphate capping enzyme. The transcript has 4 exons. Gene Ontology annotation, molecular function: O-methyltransferase activity; snRNA binding; RNA methyltransferase activity. NCBI's taxonomy places the organism in Eukaryota, Metazoa, Chordata, Mammalia, Eulipotyphla, Soricidae. Bases 1263 to 3209 code for a protein of 648 amino acids. The record is from RefSeq and is a predicted model, not a curated record. Gene Ontology annotation, biological process: snRNA modification.
GGAAGGCCUGCGUGCGGGUUGGCUGCGCUGCCGGACAUCACAGCUACCGGUGGCCGUGGUGGGCUCCGGGGUCGCCAGCGGCGGGCUGGCGGCUGGUGCGCAAGCGUGGAGAGGGAGGCGGAGGCGUGGGAGUGGAAGCGGAGAGAAGGGUGUGGUGUCCCCAGGUGAUCGCGAUUGGGGAAGGCGGAGAAGCCGGGAGAACGUCUCGGCCAUUUCGGGGGAAGAGGAAGUUGGACGCUAUCGGCUAUUACAGUGCAUUUUUUUUUCUUCAAUUCAGCAGAGACUAUUUACCAGGGGGGUGAGUUAACGUGACCUAUCGUGUUUUACUGAGAAGGCGUGUAGGAAGACGGUCAGUACUCCCCGCACCUCGCCUUCUCCGUUUCCUCUGAAGCCCUCCUAAGUAGGUGGGCCGGGGUGAGGGGCGGACUAUAACGGGGUCAUGAAUAAUUCAUGAGCGCCGGGCCACGCCCCUUCGGCUUGCGCUGACGCACGUCGCGUUGUCCGACCCUGAGGAAGCGACGUCACGGGCCCCGCCCCUCGGACGGAGGGCGGGCCGUCCUCGCCAGCACGUGCUGCCGCUACCCGCGCAAGCCUAAAAGGGUGUGCGCAGGCGCUGCCCGCUAGGGGGAGGAAGGAGGCGGGGUAGGGAGGCUGUUGGGUUUAGAGCCGGGCGGAGACCGCUGAGACUCAUUCCUCAGCAACAAGGGUCGGGUGUCAAGGAGACCUUUUCACACCAGCUCCCCGUCCCCCGCCUACGGAGGGUGGGAUCGCACGGCCGAGACAAAGGAUAUCAGUAGGGACGGACGUAGCUGCGAAGGGAAGUAGGGUGUCCGUUUUGGGGCGGUGGGCUUUCGGAGGGGGGCCGCGGGGGGCUAUAUUUAAACUCCCGGAGCCGUUAAGUUGGUCCGGACUCCGGUGCGCGCGCAGCCUGGGUGGUGGCGGAGUGCGCAUGCGUGGUCGUGGCCGCGGGGAACGCGCUCGAGCAGUGCGCGCUCGCGGCGGGCGCCAGUGGCGGCGGCGAGAGGGGUCGGCGCACGCGCGGUGGAGUCCUCGCGGCGUUCGGGUCUCGCGGGCAUCUUGUUUUGGUCUCGCGGGCGAGCGGGGCGCGCUUCGGGGGAGGCGCCAGGGUGCGAGACGAGAAGAGCCGAGCUGCGCGCGCACUCAGGGAAGGGGGUGGGGGAAGGGACCGCGGCUUAGGAAGGGGCUUUAAAACCCCCGGUGCCCCCCGGUCGCCCGCGCCUGGCACGGCGUAAGGGGAGGCCAUGAUCGAGAUGGCGGCGGAGAAGGAGCCCUUUCUGGUGCCGGCCCCGCCGCCGCCGCUCAAAGAGGAGUCGGGCGGAGGGGGCGGCCCCGCGGUGCAGCCUCCCCGGGAGGCCGCCUCGGGCGAGCUCCGCGGCGGGACGCAGCGCGGGCCGGGCCGGGCGCACUCGGCCGAGACCCCGGCGGCCGGGGCCCGCAAGCAGGGCUGCCAGGCGCCGCCGGACGUGGGGGAGGAGCGGCGGGGAGGGGGCGGGACAGAGUUGGGCCCCCCUGCCCCUCCCCGACCCCGCAACGGCUAUCAGCCCCACCGGCCUCCGGGGGGAGGUGGAGGCAAGAGGAGAAAUAGCUGUAACGUCGGGGGAGGUGGCGGAGGCUUCAAACAUCCGGCCUUCAAGAGGCGCAGGCGGGUGAAUUCGGACUGUGACUCGGUGUUGCCCUCCAACUUCCUCCUGGGGGGCAAUAUCUUUGACCCCCUGAACCUCAAUAGCCUUCUGGAUGAGGAAGUGAGCCGCGCGCUCAAUGCAGAGACCCCUAAAUCAUCCCCACUUCCGGCCAAGGGGCGAGACCCAGUGGAGAUCCUCAUCCCCAAAGAUAUCACUGACCCGCUCAGUCUCAAUACUUGCACUGAUGAGGCCCAAGUAGUUCUGGCCUCGCCCCUCAAGACGGGUCGCAAGCGGCAUAGACACCGGGGACAGCACCACCAGCAGCAGCAGGCUGGAGGGACUGAUAGCCACUCGGCGCCGCCCGCGGCCCCCCUCACCCCCUCGCUGCACGGGGAGGGCGCCACGCAGCAGCGGCAUAGGGGCCAGAGCCGGGAUGCCCCCCAGCCCUAUGAACUCAACACAGCCAUCAACUGCAGGGAUGAGGUCGUGUCGCCCCUUCCGUCCGCCCUGCAGGGUUCCUCAGGCUCCCUUUCGGCCCCGCCAGCCGCCUCUGUUGCCUCUGCGCCCCCCUCUUCCUCCUCACGACAUCGCAAACGGCGCAGGACUUCCAGCAAGUCGGAGGUGGGGGCCCGGGGUGGGGGCCAGGGCGCCAAGGAAAAGGGCCGAGGGAGUGGGGGCGGCCGCCACCACGUCCACGCGCCGCCGGCCUCCGCCUUGAAAAAACAACAGUGCAAGUUCCAGUAUGGGAAUUACUGCAAGUACUAUGGGUACCGGAACCCCUCCUGCGAGGACGGGCGCCUGCGGGUGUUGAAGCCCGAGUGGUUUCGGGGUCGGGAUGUGCUCGACCUGGGCUGCAAUGUGGGCCACCUGACCCUUAGCAUCGCCUGUAAGUGGGGUCCGUCCCGCAUGGUGGGCCUGGAUAUCGACCCCCAGCUCAUCCACUCGGCCCGCCAGAACAUCCGACACUACCUGUCCGAGCAGCUGCGCCUGCCACCGCAGACUGCCGAGGGGAACCCCGGGACCGAGAGCGAGGGGGCUGCGUCGGUCCCAAAGAGGAGCUGCUUCCCGGCCUCCCUGACCGCCAGCCGGGGUCCCAUCGCUGCGCCCCAAGUGCCCUUGGAUGGAGCGGACACAUCAGUCUUCCCACACAACGUUGUCUUCGUCACGGGCAACUACGUGCUGGAUCGAGAGGAGCUGGUGGACGCCCAGGCCCCCGAGUACGAUGUGGUGCUCUGCCUCAGCCUCACCAAGUGGGUGCACCUGAACUGGGGAGACGAGGGGCUGAAGCGCAUGUUCCGCCGCAUCUACCGCCACCUACACCCGGGGGGCAUCCUGGUGUUGGAGCCCCAGCCUUGGUCAUCGUACGGCAAGAGAAAGACCCUCACGGAAACCACCUACAAGAACUACUUCCGAAUCCAGCUGAAGCCAGAGCAGUUCCCGUCCUACCUGACCUCCCCGGAAGUGGGCUUCUCCAGCUAUGAGCUUGUGGCCACACCCCACAACACCUCCAAAGGCUUCCAGCGACCUGUGUACCUGUUCCACAAGGCCCGCUCCCCCAGCCACUAAGUGGCCCGCUGCUCCUACGGACCUGGGGAAGAGUUCCUUUCUGCCUCCAAAAAGUUUCCUUUCUUUGCCCUGCGAAGAAAGUGUUCCUAAGUUGCUGCCCCUGCCACCUCCUUUCCACCUCUAGCGUCUGGGCUGCAGUGGUGGGCACUCGCCUUCCCUGGCCCCCCUGGGCUGGAUGGCACGGACUGUUUGCUGACCUGCUCCGAGGGGGCAUGGGGAGGGGGGUCGUCAUCAAGUUUUCCGGCCCCGGCCCCCUGUCUCCAAGGAGUCCUAUUUCGCCUCAGCCCUUAUCUAGCUGCGUUUCAGUGGACCACGGACAGAUGGACCGAGGGCUCCAGGGGAGGGGGCGGGCACGCAGGUACUGUGAAAACCCCUCCCUCUGUCAUCCCCCGCUGGGUAAGGGCAUCGGGUUCAGAUUGUGAGAACAGCACAAUAAACGAUAUUUAGGGCAGUGGCCCCCACACCUGA